Messenger RNA from Tetrahymena thermophila SB210, 1146 nucleotides. RefSeq names its product Serine/Threonine kinase domain protein. Gene Ontology annotation, biological process: intracellular signal transduction; peptidyl-serine phosphorylation. Gene Ontology annotation, molecular function: ATP binding; protein serine/threonine kinase activity. The transcript has 11 exons. Lineage: Eukaryota; Ciliophora; Oligohymenophorea; Hymenostomatida; Tetrahymenidae. The record is from RefSeq and is a predicted model, not a curated record.
AUGGGAACAACAUGUCCAAGACCAGUUGAAUAGAAUGACGUUUCUAGUCUCUCAGUUUAAAAUUUCUAUUUCCAUUUUGUUAUUGGCCGCGGUGGUUUUGGAAAGGUUUGGAAAGUAGAAAGCAAGAAAUAAAAGCAGCUAUACGCGCUCAAAGAAAUGUCAAAAUCAAAGAUUAUUUCUAAACGCAGUGUCCAAUCGGUUAUGAAUGAAAAGCAGCUUCUCUCAUCCCUGAGACAUGACUUUCUAAUUAAUAUGAUUUAUGCCUUUUCAGAUCGCUCAAAUUUAUAUUUAGUUAUGGAUUUGCUUACUGGAGGAGAUCUUCGUUUUCACAUAUCUCGCCAUAGAAGAUUUACAGAAUAGCAAACAAAGUUCUUCGCAGCUUGCAUUGUAGUAGGUCUAGAGUAUUUACACCAAAAUGGAAUUCUCCACAGAGAUAUAAAACCAGAAAAUUUGGUCUUUGAUAAUAAAGGCUACCUUAGAAUUACUGAUUUGGGUAUAGCUAGAAUAUGGAAACCUGAGAAUAGCAGUGAUACUUCAGGAACACCAGGUUAUAUGGCGCCAGAAGUAAUGUGCAGAUAAAAUCAUGGUGUCGCAGUUGACUACUAUGCCUUAGGAAUUAUUGUUUAUGAAUGUAUGAUGGGUAGACGUCCAUACUUGGGUAGAACUAGACAAGAAAUUAGAGAUCAAAUAUUAGCAAGAUAAGUUCAAAUAAAAAAAAGUGAAGUACCUGAUAAAUGGUCGCUCGAAGCUGCUGAUUUUUGCAACAGACUUAUCCAAAGAAAACCUAUGAAUAGAUUAGGAUUAAAUGGCCCAGAAGAAGUUAAAAACCAUCCUUGGUUCAAAGGAUUCCCAUGGUAAAAACUUAUAAAUAAAGAAAUAGAGCCUCCUUAUGUACCAAGUCAAACUGAAGAAAAUUAUCAUGCAAAUGUUGAUAGAAAAGAUAGUAACCCUGAUAUAAAUGGAUAAAAUGAGCUCAUGUUGAGAAGAAAUUCUGUUUAAAGCAUGUUUGAUGGCUACGAAUAUGAUUGCACAAAACUUAAUUUCAAUAAUUAAAAUCCUUUGAAUAUGAUUAAUAACUCUACCAAUGUGAGUACAAGGUUUAAUAGUGCAAGAAACUCAAAGAUUGAAAUCCAAAAUCAAUCUUGA